CAAUCCCUUCCCCAGCUCUGGCUCCGCCUCCCGACCCCGCCUCUUCGGCCCGGCUCCCGGGCCUGCGCGGGCGCGGCCUUAUCGCCUCCGGACCCCGGCCGUCCGGCCGCCCCGGGGUCCAACAGAAUGUACCAAAUCCCACUGCCUCUAGAACGUGAUGGAACCCUGGUCCGGCUGCGCUUCACUGUUGUGGCUUUGGCUACUGUUUCUUGUCCCCUCUUGGCCUUUCUCUUCUGUGUUAUCUGGUCCCUGUUCUUCCACUUCAAGGAGACCACAUCCACCCACUGUGGGGUAGGCCCCCUCAGGAUGCUCCCCACGGCCUCUCAGCCUCUGGACCCUGAAGGGACUGUGUUUCGAAUGCGCUUCACUUCUCUGGCCUAUUGGGUCAUCACCUUCCCCGUCUUCGGCUUCUUCUUCUGCAUCUUCUGGUCCCUCUUGUUCCACUUUGAAUACACAGUGGCUACUGACUGUGGGGUGCCCAAUUAUCUUCCAUCGGUGAGCUCAGCUAUUGGUGGGGAAGUGCCCCAGCGGUACGUCUGGCGUUUCUGCAUUGGCCUGCACUCCGCCCCCCGCUUCCUGGUGGCCUUUGUCUACUGGAACUACUACAGGAACUGCCCUUCACCCUGCUUUGGCUAUGACCAGCUCUGCCUCCUCAACUUGGGCCUCAACCUCCUGGAGAAUGUGGCCCUGCUUCUGCUCACCUAUGUCUCCUCCUCAGAGGACUUCACCAUCCAUGAGAAUGCCUUCAUUGUGUUCAUCGCUGCGGCUCUGGGCCACAUGCUGCUAACCUGUAUUUUGUGGCGCCUGACAAAGAAACAUACAGUAAGUUUGGAGGAACGCAAGUCCUACAGCUGGAAACAACGAUUUUUUAUUAUCAACUUUGUCUCUUUCUUUUUGGCCCUAGCCGUCUACUUCCGGCACAAUAUGUACUGUGAGCCAGGAGUGUACACCAUCUUUGCGGCCCUUGAGUAUACUGUGGUUCUGACUAACAUGGGCUUCCACAUGACUGCCUGUUGGGACUUCGGCAACAAAGAGAUGCAUAUUACCUCCAUCCUGAUGGAAGAUAAAAGAUUCUGAGUCCUACCUCUCUCUCCCAAGAAGGCCAGGCUGGGCCAUGUUGGAGAAGACACAGCCUGAUUAGAAGGGUGCAGAGAGGACAGAGAAUGCACUUCCUGCCCUAUCCCUCAGAUUUGCCCACUCCCAGAAACUAAUGGAGAAAAUAUAGAAUUCUUGUCCCUGGUC
Antechinus flavipes (yellow-footed antechinus) is the source of this 1242-nucleotide messenger RNA. It is a transcript of the gene PGAP2, whose product is annotated as post-GPI attachment to proteins 2. Gene Ontology annotation, biological process: GPI anchor biosynthetic process. Lineage: Eukaryota; Metazoa; Chordata; Mammalia; Dasyuromorphia; Dasyuridae. The record is from RefSeq and is a predicted model, not a curated record. The coding region runs from base 127 to 1077 and encodes 316 amino acids. The transcript is spliced from 7 exons. Gene Ontology annotation, cellular component: endoplasmic reticulum membrane; Golgi membrane.